AAGAUUUCGCUCCAAUAGAUUUGUUCGCUAUCACACCGGUACUGCCACGGUAGCCUGCAGGCACGCACUCAUAAUCGAGUUUGCAACACCUACCGCUCCACGUUUGCACCAGGCGCACAACGCAUCAUGUCGCUUUGGGGAUAUAUUAUUGCAAACACCUCCAGCAGCCCCGCGCGGCUGCUGGGCUUCGGCGCGAUGCUGAUGGCGGGCACGUUCGUCGUUGGCUCUAUGUUUAGCAGCGCCAUGAGCACGGGGCCGCUUGACGCCAAACAGCAAAAGAUCCUGACGGAGCAGAUGACCUACGAUAACAAGCGGUUGGCGUCUGCCCAGCAGCAGCGCCUAAGCAGCAUGCUCCGGGAAAUUGGCGAGGGGCGUGGCGACGAUCACUGGAACGCAGUCAUGCGGGGCACGCUCAAGCCGCACCCGCAGGCGGAAAACAAGACUGAAGGCCUGGACCGGGAGCGCCUUGCCAAGGCGCUGGCAGCCGCCAAGCAGUAGACCAACAACCCUCGGACAUGAGCAAGACAAAAGCUUUAACGCUUGA
Chlamydomonas reinhardtii is the source of this 544-nucleotide messenger RNA. RefSeq lists its product as uncharacterized. The coding region runs from base 127 to 498 and encodes 123 amino acids. The transcript is spliced from 2 exons. Lineage: Eukaryota; Viridiplantae; Chlorophyta; Chlorophyceae; Chlamydomonadales; Chlamydomonadaceae. The record is from RefSeq and is a predicted model, not a curated record.